UUUCUAAUUUGUUGCCAUCAAAACAAGUGAAAAUUUACUAGACAAUUUUUUCAGUUACACUGUUUUUUUAUAAAAAAAGAUUGUGAGAAUUUUUUAAAUUAACUUUUUAAUAAAACUAACUAGUCAAUUAAUAUCAUAUAAAUCUAUAACAAUAUUAAAAGUGAUUAUUCUAUUAGAGUAUAAGUAAAAUUUUUUAGGGAAAAAUUACAGGAGAACACCACAGACAGCACAAUAGCAGCAGCAAGGACAUCAAGUAUAACACACAGGCAGACAUACCGAUACGAUAGACAAAACAUUUAUUGGUUGUUAAGGGUGAGGGUGGCACUACUCACAAACAAACAACAACUUCAUCAUCAUCACGACUAUUGGCAAUUAACGAAGAACUAAUAGCAGGCUGACAGGCAGUCAUCAAACACAAGACAUUCUGGAGAAGGGGAACGACGUUCAAAUUUGAAUAGAAGUGGUAAAUAACGAAAACAAACAAUAGCUAAAGAAGUAACGCCACAUUAAGUCAAGUGUUUAAUAAAAAUAAUUGGAUCUUAAACAAAGAGAGAUAUAGAAUAAAUAAUCUACUAAAUUUCAAAAGACAGAAAGCUUAAGCAAUAAAAUUCACAAGUGUCCAACACACAUGCAAUACAAUUUUCUUUUCUUGGCACUAAAAAGUAAAGCAAUUCAAUAAAUUUCUGUGUUUAGCCAAACUAAGGGCGUACUGGGAAGUUCUAAGCAAAUGUUUUAAAGUUUAGUAAACAACUUUAAACAUUGUUUUAUGGUCUUUGUUGAAUAUCAAUAAUAUCGUUGAGGAUUUGUCAUAUUUUGUAAUUUUGCCAGAAUGAGAAUACACUUUCGUGAACAGUAUGGUACUAGAGGUGAAGAAAUACUCUAUGUUACACCAGCCGAACAAAAAUCAAUUGUCCGUGUACCAUUAAGGAGUGACAAUAAAGCGGUUAUACAUGAAAAAUUCUUUUUAUACCGUUUAUUCCAGCAAAUAUUCUUGCCCAAAGGUUAUCCCGAUAGUGUAAGUGAUGAUUAUGCUGCUUAUCAAAUUUGGGACACUGUUCAGGCAUUUUGUAGUACUAUUUGCGGUACUCUCUGCACACAUGCUAUACUAAAGGGUCUCGGAGUUGGUAACGAAAACAUAAAUGCCUAUUCAGCUACAGUAACAUGGAUUUUAAAAGAAGGUAGUGGACAUUUAGGACGCAUAUUAUUCUCUUGGUGGAAAGGUGCCCAGUUGGAUAUAGAUAGUAAAAAGUGGCGUUUAAGAGCAGAUUUUCUAAAUGAUUUAGCAAUGGGUAUAGAAAUUUAUGUGCUUCCAAAAUAUACCCAUUUGGGUACACAAAUUUUAUGUGGGACAACUGUUUUAAAAGCCAUAGUAGGAGUGGCAGGUGGCGCUACUAGAGCAGCUUUGACUCAACACCAGGCAGUACGUGGUAAUUUGGCUGAUGUCAAUUCAAAAGAUAGUUCGCAAGAAACUUGUGUAAAUCUAAUAGCCUCAUUUGUGGGUUUAUAUUUGUUAACUGCCAUUAAAACUCCAGGAGUACUUUAUGGCGUUUUUUCAGUGGUCAUUUUAUUACAUUUGUAUGCCAACUUAAAAGCGAUUAAGUCUAUAUGUUUAAAAACUUUCAAUGAAUCUCGUUAUUUGAUAGCUUUAGAAGAAUUCUUUAGAUCUGGACGUAUGCUAACACCAAAACAAGUAAACAAAUUGGAAAGAGUUACCUUGGGCCAAACUGUAUCCGUAUCGCUAAACAUACGUUUAGGUUUAUCCAUUAAACACUUGAUAGAUGAGUAUCAACAAAGUCAUAUUAUUGAUAAUAUUGUUUCUUCAUUUGAUCCUCAUGAACAUUUUAUUAUUGCUGAAAGUAAAAUUCUAGGAGUGUAUUUUCAUUUUGAUACAAUGCCUCAGGAUGUAUUGAAGGCAUAUUUCUUUGCCGUAUCUUAUUUACAAGAUCGCAAUCAAAUUAAGGAAAAAUACUGGGAAGUACAAAGUAAAUGGCAAGAGUUUUAUAAUUUGGCACAACAAGAAGGUUGGUUGACCUCACAACAUUUACUAAUGGUAGAUGAAUAUCGUUUGAAUUGGAAUGCCUAGAAUUAUCAUCAACACUACUAAUAUAGUAAGUAUGUAUGUCAUUUACCAAAUAUCUUAAAUUGAUUUUAAAUAUAAAACAAACAAUAUUAAAUAGCAUUUUAUAGUAAUAUAAUUUGAUUAGAUUUAUAAUUAUUGAUAUUUAAAAUAGAUUUAAUUAUUUUUAAAUUCAUAGUACAAUUUUUUAUUAUUUAAAAUAAAAACAGUUAAAAAGUGAAAGAAUGCAAAAUUUGGUUUUAUAAUUUCGAAGUAAUUCAAAUAACAAUUCGAAUAUAUUUUCUUUUGCAUUAAAUUACGGCAACAAUCUUACCUAUUUGUUUCUAACUAUUUUUUUUUUAAU
Molecule: messenger RNA, 2420 nt
Organism: Lucilia sericata (common green bottle fly)
Lineage: Eukaryota; Metazoa; Arthropoda; Insecta; Diptera; Calliphoridae
Product: RUS family member 1
Source: RefSeq, a predicted model, not a curated record